This is a messenger RNA of Colletotrichum orchidophilum, 531 nucleotides long. Its product is annotated as ribonucleoprotein-associated protein. The record is from RefSeq and is a predicted model, not a curated record. Gene Ontology annotation, cellular component: precatalytic spliceosome; box C/D methylation guide snoRNP complex; small-subunit processome. The transcript has 3 exons. NCBI's taxonomy places the organism in Eukaryota, Fungi, Ascomycota, Sordariomycetes, Glomerellales, Glomerellaceae. The annotation marks the transcript as partial. Gene Ontology annotation, biological process: ribosome biogenesis; maturation of SSU-rRNA; mRNA splicing, via spliceosome. Gene Ontology annotation, molecular function: RNA binding.
CACCGCACAUCCACCGAUCUUCUAUCUCACCAUCAGGGCGAGCCAACGCAAGGAACCCUGCAUUAUAACAUCGGUAAGUUCUUGGAACUACUCAUUGUCAAUUGUGGUCAGCUAAUUGUUUCCCGCAGACAUCACUCGACCCCUACAUCCUUAACAAUGUCUGAAUCUGCUGCCUGGCCCCUCGCCGACGAUGCUCUCCAGCAAGAGCUCCUGGACAUGGUCCAGCAGUGCCAGCACUACCGUCAGCUGAAGAAGGGCGCCAACGAGGCCACCAAGACCCUCAACCGUGGUGUCUCUGAGCUCAUCAUUCUCGCUGCGGAUACCAACCCUCUCUCGAUUGUUCUUCACCUGCCUCUCCUUUCCGAGGACAAGAACGUCCCCUACGUUUACGUCAAGUCCAAGACCGCCCUGGGUCGUGCCUGCGGUGUCUCCCGCGCCGUUAUUGCUUGCAGCAUCACCUCCAACGAGGGCUCCGAGCUGGCUGGCCCUAUCCGCGCUCUCAAGGACAAGAUUGAGAGACUCGCCAUCUAA